Messenger RNA from Manacus vitellinus (golden-collared manakin), 1613 nucleotides. Its product is annotated as prolyl-tRNA synthetase associated domain-containing protein 1. Lineage: Eukaryota; Metazoa; Chordata; Aves; Passeriformes; Pipridae. Bases 17 to 436 code for a protein of 139 amino acids. The transcript has a single exon. Gene Ontology annotation, molecular function: aminoacyl-tRNA deacylase activity. The record is from RefSeq and is a predicted model, not a curated record.
GCUCACCGUGGAAGAAAUGAUGCCCCACGUCCAGCACAUGAAAGGAGGUCACAGUAAAAACCUGUUUCUUAAAGACAAAAAGAAGAAAGGGUUCUGGCUGGUGACUGUCCUGCACAACAGGCAGGUCAAUUUAAACGACCUGGCUAAAAAACUGGGCCUCGGCAGCGGGAACCUCAGGUUUGCUGAGGAGAACUCCAUGCUGGAAAAGCUCCGGGUGGGCCAGGGCUGUGCCACGCCACUCGCCCUCUUCUGUGACCAGGGGGACGUGAGGCUGGUGCUGGACGCUGCCCUGCUGGAAGGGGGCCACGAAAAGGUGUAUUUUCACCCCAUGACAAAUUCUGCAACCAUGGGAUUAAGCCCCGAGGACUUCCUGAAGUUCGUGAGAUCAACAGGCCACGACCCCAUCAUCCUACACUUCGAUGAAGAUGUCAAAUAGUGGAAGUUCACUUUUCUACUACUAGACAUAGAUGUGGUAGAGAAAACCUGGUGAAAAUCUUGUUACAAAUAAAAAGAAGGCUUACUCCUUUUUCAUAUUUUUUUUCAAUUGUAUAAGUUUAUAUUGGAUAACCUAGUGAGAAAAAAUACUGUCUUUGAGUUAUUAGAAGUUUAGCAGUGUUCUUAAAAAGACAUUUGCAACAUGUAUGCACUAAGUAUAAACUUAGUGUAAAUUAAAUCAUGUCUGCACUAGGUAACUAGUAAGUAUAAAAGGCAUUAUUUAAAUAAUUUUAUAAUCUUUGUUAAUGGAACAGAUAGAACUGGAACUUCCCAGGUGCGGGACUGGCCUUGAAGGUUUAAACUUGACAUCAGGAGAGGGGAGCAGUGAAAGUGAGGGAUGGAACCUGAAGGUGAUGGAGGGUGAAGGCUUUUGGAUGCAGCCUAAUGAAAAUGUCAUUAGCACCAGCCAAGAGCACCAGCAGCAGCUGAGGUGAACAGAAAUCAAACCCACAGGAGCAGGAAUUAAAAACACAUCAAAGGAGUUGUGAUCUUGGAAGAAUGAACAGUUACUAUUAUCUGAGUAAGAAAAAGUGUCUUCUAGGGCAAGGCAAGUUCCUUCACCCGCCUCCUUACCGUGGCUUCCUGCGUUUUGGAAGGAUCUGGCACCUGUUCUCAGAGCUCCUGGAGACAGAACAUUUCACCAUCCAGCAGUUUAGAUUCCUCCCUCCACCUUGUCAGACACAAACCAACCCCAGCUAUCAUGGGAAUCAUCUCCAGUGGGAAAGAAGGGACCUAAAAAUGCUGCAGCUGUAGGAAGAGUCACUAGAAAAACAUCCAGUAACAUUUAUCUUGCCCUCUGCCGGCCACUCACUCUCCCUCCCCCUACAGGUUUCUUCUUUCUUCUACCCCAAAAUCCCUUAUCCCUUAAAAAAUGAGUAUUAGAUUUGACUUGUCAAGGGUUUUAGCUCUGGAAUGUUUUAAAUGUGACAAAUUGAUUUCAAGGCACGUGCCCAAUCCUAGAACCUGCACUGCCUGAAGUGUAACUAUUUUCAUCCUCGGGGGAAGGGGGGGAUCCUGAGACUUGGCUCAGCAAAAAUAACCCCCAGGCAAAGCUAAGGCUUCAAAUAAUACAUCUGUCAAAUCUGUAAUGAUUUCUUUUUGUCUUUACUUAUGAAAUU